AGUAUGUGCAGCAGUAUGUUGAACGGGUGUCAUCUUCAGCGAGCACACGCCCUCCGCUCCCGCGCGCGCCCCCUUGUCCCGAGCGCGUUCACGCCGCAGACCCACAAACCCACAUCAGAAUGUGAGCGAGAACUGGAUGUGUGUCAAGGACACGAGCGAAUAACAACAUGAGAUUCGUGCCGGAAUAAAGGAGGAUUUGGAUUCGGAUCUUCAGCGGGUUCUGGUUCCGAUCCGAGCGGCUUCUGCGGGAUUCGGGCCCGAUUCGGAUUCUGCGACCGUUUCUCUCAUCUGUGGAUUUAAAUGGACUCGUGAAUGCGAUCCGGGUCUGAUGUUUAUUAUGAAUGAGACACUGAGAUCAGAUCGACAAAUGCUGGAUGGAUAUAUGCAGUAAAAUAUAAAUCUGAUGUGGAAUCAGAUUGAUCUUCAGCAUCGCCUCCAUUUUGAAUCUAAUUUAUUAUCAUGAUUUUAUUCGCGAUGAUGGAUUUAUUUCCGUCUCCCUGAUUUAUUCCUAUUACUCACGCGUUUGCCGUUAUGAUGGUUUAUAUAGAUGAUAAACGCGGGGAUUGAUGUCGGAUUAUUUCACAUAUUGAUCUGAUCUGAUCCGUUUCUCAUUAUAAUCAAAGAAAGACUCGAAGUGACGAACAUUUCCAGUAGAUUCGCGCUGGUUCCGAUUCGGUUCGGAGAUGGCAGAGUGUGAUCAGAGCCAUGAAUGAGGGGUGACACAUCUGCCCUGAACACCGAUGAUGAAGAUGAGUCUGAGCUGAUGAAGAUGAUGAUGAUGCUGGAGACACAGAAUGCGAGUCAGGAGAUCGGUGAGGAGGUGGAGGAGGGCGCGGUGUUUAGCAUCACGCUGAGGAAGGUCCAGAUGUACCAGUCGUCCAGUAAGAGUCAGCGCUGGAUGGGUGUGGACUCGGACUCCGGCCUCAGUCUGUACGAGACCUGUAAGCUGCGCACCAUUAAAGCCGGAACGCUGGAGCGUCUGGUGGAGUACAUGGUGACGGCCUUCAGAGGGAACGACUCCACAUAUGUCACCAUCUUCCUCUGCACUUACAGGACGUUUGCCACCACCAAACAAGUGCUGGACCUUCUGCUCAACAGAUACGCUAAACUGCAGCCGGGCGCAGACGCGCGCAGAAUGACCGCUGACGAGCGAACGGAGCUCAGGAACACCAUCUCCUCUAUUCUGGGCGCCUGGUUGGAUCAGUACUCUGAGGACUUCUGGAAGCCUCCGGAAUACAGCUGCCUGAGACGCCUGAUCCACUACCUGCAGCUCAACUUCCCGGGAUCUGACCUGGAGCGCCGGGCCUGUAACCUCCUGAGCCAGUUCCACCGGAGACUCCAGCAGGAAUCGGACCAGGAGGUGUUGGAUCAGGGCUGCUGUGCGUUCACACUGCUGGAGGAGAAUGGAUUCGAUGAAGAUCGACCCGAUUUCCUGAGCUUUGACCCCACUGUGGUGGCGGAGCAGUUCACCCUGAUGGACGCAGAGCUGUUUAAGCGGGUGGUGCCGUAUCACUGUUUGGGAAGCAUCUGGUCUCAGAGAGAUAAGAAAGGAAAGGAACAUCUGGCGCCGACCAUCAGAGCCACGGUCAGCCAGUUUAACCGCGUCACCAACUGCGUCAUUUCCACCUGUCUGAGCGACCGGACGCUCAAGUUCUCCCAGAGAGCGCGUAUCCUGGAGCACUGGAUCCAAGUAGCCAGAGAAUGUCGGAUCUUGAAGAACUUCUCGUCUCUGCGUGCGAUUCUGUCGGCGCUGCAGUGCAACCCGGUUCACCGGCUCAAGAAAACAUGGGAUGAAGUGUCACGAGAAAACAUUCGCAUCUUCCAGGAGCUGUCGGAGAUAUUCUCUGAUGAGAACAACCACUCACUGAGCCGAGAACUGCUGAUAAAGGAGGGAACAUCCAAAUUUGCCACUCUGGAGAUCAACCCUAAACGGGCCCAGAAAAGACAGCAGCCGCAGAGAGAUCUGACUGUAAUGCAGGGGACGAUUCCUUAUCUGGGAACUUUCCUCACGGAUCUGGUCAUGAUGGACACAGCCAUGAAAGACUAUCUGGACGGAGGCCUGAUCAACUUUGAGAAGAGAAGGAAGGAGUUUGAGGUGAUAGCGCAGAUUAAGUUGUUACAGUUGGCUUGUAACAAUUAUAAUUUUCGGCGUGUCGCUGGGUUCAGCACGUGGCUUUCCAGUGUGGAGAAGCUCUCAGAGGCGGAGAGCUACAGUCAGUCGUGUGAGAUCGAGCCGCUCUCUGAAUCGGCCUCCAACACGCUGAGAGCCAAGAAGAGCUCAGGAAUCAUGAAGAGAUGGAGCGAUCGGCAGCCGGUGGGUUCGGGUGAGGCUGGUUGCAGCAGUUCUGGCAGCUCCCACUCAAAGUCUUUCGAUCAGCUGCGUUUCCCGCCGUGUCUGAGCGGCUCGGUGGGCGACGGCGGCGACUCUCUCAGCGUGACGUCUGCAGGAUCGAGCAGCUCUGACGUGGAGGAGGUCAACAUUAGCUUCAUCUCUGAUUCACCAGAUGCUCUGGAGAGGAAGACCUCCACGCCCUUCGUAAAACAUUCCAAUUCUACCUUAGGGAAGUGCGGCCCUACAGGAGACCUGAUACCCACGUUUUGGGAGUCUACGUCUCUCUCGUCUCUGGACGCGUCGGGUCUCGGCUCAGGUUCUGGCUCCAGUAGUGCCUCCUCGUCUUCGGUGUCGUCCACACCGGUCACGGCGUCCCGCUCACACAAACGCUCCGUGUCGGGCGUGUCCAGUUACUCGUCUCUCUCUCUGCCGCUUUACAACCAACAGGUGGACGACUGCUGCAUCAUCAGAGUCAGCAUGGACGUAGACAAUGGAAACAUGUACAAGAGCAUACUGGUCACCAGUCAGGAUAAGACUCCUGCGGUAGUGAGGAAAGCCAUGGUUAAACACAACCUGGACCGUGAGCGAGCCGAGGAUUAUGAACUGGUUCAGAAAAUCAGUGAGGACAAGGAGCUGAAGAUUCCUGACAACGCCAAUGUUUUUUACGCCAUGAACUCCACAGCCAACUAUGACUUUGUCUUGAAGAAGAGAGGUUUCCCCAGAGGAGGCCGAACCAAACACGUGGCCAGCUCCACGCUGCCUCGAAUGAAACAGAAAGGUCUUAAAAUCGCUAAGGGAAUCUUCUGAAUUUUCAAACUCUUGUUGUGUCAGUACAGCAGCGGCUGAAUUUUAGCAGUGGCCUCCGCCUGGACUUCCCAAAUACGUCAUAAGGGGUUUGGCUGGGACCACGGCAACCUCACAGCAAAACUCUCUCCCUGAGAGGCGAUCUGUAUGUUUACAGUCAUUCCCCAAUCUCCCAACCGUUGUCUGUGAUGUCACGGAAUGCUCUGCUUCUGAUGUCAGUGCUUGCCGUCGGAGGACUGAACCAGACAGGAGCAUCUGUCGUGCUAUGAACUAUGGUUCCAGAAUGCCACUGUUCUCCUUCACAUGAUGCUGUGGUCAUCUGGCUGAUCACAUGACAGGAAGAGACCGCACGUGUUCAUCAGAAUGUUACACGCAUCAUGUUUUUCCUCGUUACUAUCACGGUGGUGCUCAGGCCGAUGAAUCGUCUCUCUCUGUCUCAUGCUUUGAUUUCUCACUUUCAUUCACACAUUCAGAGAUGUUAAUCGACAGAGGUUGCCGAGUGACUGUCAUUGGUUUUGUAUGAUGUCGUAGUGAACAGUGCAUAAUGAACAGAAUUCCAGCAAUUUUUUUAGUAUAACAGUGCAGUCGCUCACGGUGACAUGAACGUCUCCAUCUUGACUUCAGUAUCUCAUCGAGAUCACAUGCUACAAUGUCUUCAGUCCUAUUAGCGGCACUCAUUCACGUAAAGUUCCACAUGGCAUUAUCAAUCGGUCGCCACCCAUCGCCAAUUCCUGUUGAAAAUGAAUGACUUCCGGUUGCUUUGUCUCUGCGCAUUGAUGCGUGAAAGCCUCUUCUGCAGUGUGCUGCGUUUUUUGUCCCCGAUGCUAAUUUUUGACCUUGGCAUUUGAAAUAAAGAUGAGGAUUUGAGUUUUUUUUGUUGGUGUUGCGGUCAUGAUGAACCUGCACUGAGAAGAGAGAAACGACAUGAAAUAUGAAUCUGCACACAAAAAGAGAAAUUAACAUGAAUUGUAAUGAGAGUAUGUUUUGUUUUACCUGUAGUUCAGUGAUGGUUCUUGACUGGAUGCACACGCUACACAAUCUGGGUGACACGGACCUGCCAUAUUUCCAGAACCCAGAUCCUUUAUACGUGACUGUACGAGUGUGUGUGUGUGUGCAUGUGCUUGCUAUGUUUUAUUGUCUUUGUAUGUGUGUUCAUGUCUUGUGUUUUAUGACGACAAAACCAAAAGGGCCAAAGAUCUCUGCGCUUUUUUAAAGCGUCUCAGUCCAGUGAGAUCAGCACUGCCUGUUCAGGAAAAUCAACCAUUUGCCAAGAUCUCUCAGAUCGGAUCGGAAUACCGCAGAUAUCUGGUGCCAUUUCUUUUUCAAUGUCAAGAAAUAUUUAAGAAAAACAAAAAAGAAAGACUCACACACUCUGGUUUUGUAUGUUCUUUUUUGUAAUUUUUGUACAAUAUGAAUUGUCCUUUGUACUUUUGCCUUUCAUUUUGUUUGUGCGCGUGUGUAUGUGUAUUUAUUGAUUUGUAAAUACUUUUUGUAGCAUUGUACAUUUAGUUUCUUCUCCCAUGUAAUUAUAAAUUAAUAUGUAAAUAUGAAUAUAUCUAUGCGAAGUUUAUACCACUGCAAAUAAGGGAUUGUGUUUCUUUCAGCUUCUGUUUGUCGUCUUUUUUCAUGGUUUAAAUUUGAUAUUGUUUUUUUCUUUAUGAUGCACUGUUUCUAAUAUUGGAGAAAAUAACUAAUAAACACAUGCAGUGCGAUUCGA
This is a messenger RNA of Ctenopharyngodon idella (grass carp), 4853 nucleotides long. RefSeq names its product ral guanine nucleotide dissociation stimulator (gene ralgdsb). The record is from RefSeq and is a predicted model, not a curated record. Gene Ontology annotation, biological process: positive regulation of GTPase activity; Ras protein signal transduction. The transcript has 17 exons. Gene Ontology annotation, molecular function: guanyl-nucleotide exchange factor activity. Gene Ontology annotation, cellular component: plasma membrane. Lineage: Eukaryota; Metazoa; Chordata; Actinopteri; Cypriniformes; Xenocyprididae. Bases 710 to 3139 code for a protein of 809 amino acids.